Messenger RNA from Trematomus bernacchii (emerald rockcod), 620 nucleotides. Its product is annotated as spermidine/spermine N(1)-acetyltransferase-like protein 1. Gene Ontology annotation, cellular component: nucleus; transcription regulator complex. The record is from RefSeq and is a predicted model, not a curated record. The transcript has a single exon. NCBI's taxonomy places the organism in Eukaryota, Metazoa, Chordata, Actinopteri, Perciformes, Nototheniidae. The annotation marks the transcript as partial. Gene Ontology annotation, molecular function: DNA binding. Gene Ontology annotation, biological process: regulation of transcription by RNA polymerase II.
UUAGAGGAAGUGUGCAAAAAGAAGUGGAAGACACUGAGGGAUAGGUACAGGAAGGAGAAGCAGCAGGAGAAGGAGGCUAAAAGAAGCGGUGCAGGGUCUUCAGGGGGAUACAAGCCCUGGCGUUUCGCGGCAAUCAUGAGUUUUUUAAACCCAUUCAUGAUUGACCGCGAGACGUCCAGCAAUGUCCCCCGGAAAACCCUGCCUCCAUCCACCCUAGACGAGAGCCAGGAAAGCCAGCCAGGUGGCAGUCAGCCAGGUGGCAGUCAGCCAGGUGUCAGUCAGCCAGGUGUCAGUCAGCCAGGUGCCAGUCAGCCAGAUGCCAGUCAGCCAGAUGCCAGUCAGCCAGCAGAGGCAGGACAGACAGGACAGGAUGCAAGGGGUUCGUUCCGGAGGAAAAGGGCAAAGGAGAUGUCCUCCUUCGAACAGAAUUUGCUGUCUGCCGUCGCUCCAAUUCUGGCCAUGCCAUUGGUGGUGGAGGAGGAUGAGGACAUGUUAUUUUUCAGAAGUCUCUUGCCCACCAUGAGACUGAUGUCGAGAGCAAAGAGGCUGCGAGUCAGAUUUGCAUUAUACAAGGUAGUUUUAGAGGCAGACCAGGAGGAGGAGUAAAUACUAUUAAAUAC